Messenger RNA from Myripristis murdjan (pinecone soldierfish), 2222 nucleotides. It is a transcript of the gene vti1a, whose product is annotated as vesicle transport through interaction with t-SNAREs 1A. The transcript is spliced from 9 exons. The record is from RefSeq and is a predicted model, not a curated record. Gene Ontology annotation, cellular component: ER to Golgi transport vesicle membrane; SNARE complex; late endosome membrane. Bases 114 to 698 code for a protein of 194 amino acids. Gene Ontology annotation, molecular function: SNARE binding; SNAP receptor activity. Gene Ontology annotation, biological process: intracellular protein transport; macroautophagy; intra-Golgi vesicle-mediated transport. Lineage: Eukaryota; Metazoa; Chordata; Actinopteri; Holocentriformes; Holocentridae.
GUCGAGCAGAAUAUGCUGUGACUCAAGGAAGGGACUCCAUUCCAGCCUUGUUGUUGUUAUACUGAGCUAACUGUCAACCAGAAAAACCACCUGUUUUAAACUCACACUCCACAAUGUCUUCAGACUUUGAAGCGUACGAACAGGACUUUGGGACCCUCACUGCAGAAAUAACCAACAAAAUCGGCAGAAUCCCCAAACUAAGUGGAGAGGAGAAGACACAGCUGGUUCUAAAUGUCGACAAACAGCUUGAAGAAGUCAGAGAGUUGCUGGAGCAGAUGGACCUGGAGGUGCGAGAGAUCCCCAUCCAGAGCCGAGCCAUGUACAACAGCAGACUGAAGAGCUACAAGCAGGAGGUGGAGAAACUGGAGAAAGACUUUAAAAGGUCACGUAUUGCCUACAGUGAUGAGGUGCGCAACGAGCUCCUGGGGGAUGACGCCAGCUCCUCGGAGAACCAGUUGAUAAAGUUACGUGAAGAGAGAGCACAUCUGUUGGACAACACAGAGAAGCUGGAAAGGUCAUCGCGGAGACUGGAGGCCGGCUACCAGAUAGCAGUAGAAACUGAACAAGUGGGUCAAGAGAUCCUCGCUAAUCUACACAGUGAUCGUGAGAAGAUCCAAAGAGCCAGAGAAAGGCUGAGAGAAACGGAUGCCAACUUGGGCAAGAGUUCUCGCAUCCUUACCGGCAUGCUGAGAAGGUAAGCGGCAGGAUCAUCCAGAAUCGAAUCCUGGUCUUCAUCCUCGGAGCCAUCAUCCUUCUCACCAUCAUCCUGGCCAUCUAUUUUAAUCUGCGGGGCCACUGAUCUCCCCUGCACACGCUCAGGCGCACGCACACGCUCCCCCCUCCUGACACAAACACAAACACACACACUCGUGAUUAAUAGCGACAAAAGCGUUGUUCUGGUGUAAUUAGGACAAAUGGUCCCCAUGAAUCACUGUUUCCAGGGCCUGACAGUGAGCUUUUUUUUUUUUUUUUUUUUUUCCAUCUCUUUCUCCUCUCCUGUGCUUUCUGUUCUCUUUCUCCUUUGCUUUCACUUUCUUCCCUUUUUCCACUUUUUUCCCCCUUUUUUCUUUCUCUCCGUCUUUGUUUCUUUCUGUCUUUCUUUCUUUCCUCCCUGCAUUUUCAUCUAUCUCUCCUUCCUCUCCGGGGACAAGAAAGGGGGAGCUGUUUUUACGAUAGUUGACAUUAUUCAUGGUGUUGUCCUUCGUGUGAUUUUUGCAUGGCAACAGCCUAUCCUGUCCUGGCCUGUCAUUUUUUUCGAAGUCCUAGCAAGUUCAAAUCUGUAGAAGCCAUGUCUUUUUGUGGGACGGUGAGGUGGAGGAGGGUCACGUCUACUUUAAGGUGUGUGUGAGAGAUAGAGGGAGGGGAGAGGUAAAAUAAGGUUGCGCAUUUCUUGGUGUGUGUCUGUGAGUGACAAACAUAGCCCACAGUGUGCAAGUAUGAACGCCCACAGCCGAGACCUGUGCUGUAGCAUGUAUCAGCCCUCCUCUGUUCCUCCUCUAUGAUUCAGCUGUUCUCCACGUUGCCCCAUACAGCGCAAAGGACAGUGCCUUCAGAUAAGAUAUGCUGUUCGCAUUCAUUCCUUAACAAAAAAAAAAAAAAAAAAAAAGCACUGGAGAGCUCAAAAUAGAAGGACAACGCCGCUUUGAAAAUAAAAGUUGCACGUAAAAAGGUUGAGGUAAAUUCAGCUCCAUUCAACCUAUCAAUUAAAGUGAACGCGUUGUUCAUUUGUCGGCAACAAAGUGCUUUCAUUCAACAAUAGCAUUGAAGAUGGGAUAUUUGAAGCUUUCCAAGACACAUUUUGGAUUAAAAAGCACCUCCUCAGUCGGUUUAAUAGAAAGGGAAUUGACCCCAGCCUUGGCACAAACAGUGCAUGAAUACAAUAGACACAAAUGCAAGAACAGCUCUUCAUACUUUCCAGUGAAAAAAAAAACAAAACAAAAAAAAAAACAGUUAAUCUGUGUUUUUACUGAAUAAAUCAUCAGAUUUAACAACCAUAUGAGGUGCAAUGGCCCCACACCUCCCCAACAGAAAUUUCUACGAAUUUUACCCAAAUUCCCGUGGACUUUAAUUUUAGCGUACUGGUCAGCACAGGAAAUGAAUAAAUGUAGUCAUCAUACUGUAUGUACUAACUCCAAUCUACAUCAUGUAUAGUGUUUUUGUUUCCAUCUCCAGUGAUUCUGUUACUAUUUAUUUAUAAAUGCAUAAAUAAAUUCUCGAGUAAA